CGCAUCCUCUCGUAGCUUUCAAAAGAUGUCAAGGUGGCCGCUGUGGUCGAUCGCAACGUUUGGCGGCCUCUGUGCCGCUCUUCUGAGCCUCCAUGCUCUGGAUGCAUCGAGAUCACCCUCUCAAUUGCUUAGGAAGUCAACCCCACCGGGCUUCAGCGAUUUCCAGAAGCAGUACCUGUGCGUGUACUGGAUCGUCAUGUUUGCAGACUGGUUGCAAGGUCCCAACAUGUACACGCUGUACCAGAGUUACGACAUGGAUGUCGGAGCGCUCUUCAUGAUUGGGUUCACGUCGUCCGCCGUGUGUAGCAGUGCCGUCGGUCGCCUUGUCGACACCCACGGCCGCAAACACGCUUGUGUGGUGUUUUGCCUUCUUGAAAUUGUCAUCAACGUGCUCGAACACGUACCGAACUUCACCGUCCUUGCGAUUGGACGUGUCUUGGGUGGCAUAUCCACGGCACUUCUCUUUUCCGCGUUUGAAAGCUGGAUGGUGGGCGAGCACCGCCGUCGACGCUUCCCAGACGAACUCCUAGAAUCAACGUUUGCCCUCGCCGCUGAAGGCAACGGGCUCGUCGCCAUAGGUGCAGGCGUCGCAGCUCAAGUAGCUUCCGAUGCACACGGAGAUAUCGCACCGUUCCAACUCGCAAUUGCAGCGACUCUCGUUGCCUUGCUCUGUAUCUGGCACUUGUGGCCAUCGGACACUCCGUCGCAAUCCUCUGCAGAGCCACACCACUGCGCCACGGCACAGCCAUCUACGCCGUGGACAUGGCCGGUGCUAGGUCUCGGUCUCACGUACAGUCUGUUUGAAGGUGCCAUGUAUGUAUUUGUGUUCCUUUGGGUCCCGGCUCUGCAGUCGCUUUGCGACGACCCGCACCAAGUUCCUGUUGGCCUCGUAUUUGCUUCGUUCAUGCUGUGCUUGGCCAUCGGCGGGAAAGUAGUGCGCGGCGUGCCGCAUAGUUCCUUGUCCUCCGUCUUUGCCAUCCUCCAUGGCGUCGCUGCACUCUGCAUGGCCAUCUCUGCUAUGGAAUGGGGGUUUGGGUGGACGCUCGGCGCCUUUCUAGCGUUUGAAAUCUGCGUCGGCAUGUACUUCCCAGUCGCGGCCACGUUGCGGGCCACCACCUUCCCCGAGGCAACGAUGAGCACCAUCAUGACAACGUUCCGCCUUCCCACAAACGCCAUUGUGCUCGUGGGCACCCAAAUGUUGUCCUGGCCAUUCUCAUCGUCACAUGUCUUUUUGCUUUGCGUGGUGGUCCAUGGGAUUGCGGCAGCGUUAUCCACGACUGUGAAUGCGUCGAUCCAGCACAAAACAUCGAGACAUCGCGAUUGACACGCCCACCCACAAGAUUUCUUAAUGCCUUCUUAAUGUCGAAGCAGACGCGGUCGACAAUUCCGA
Molecule: messenger RNA, 1390 nt
Organism: Aphanomyces invadans
Lineage: Eukaryota; Oomycota; Saprolegniomycetes; Saprolegniales; Verrucalvaceae
Exons: 7
Coding region: 26-1324 (432 amino acids)
Biological process (GO): molybdate ion transport
Cellular component (GO): membrane
Molecular function (GO): molybdate ion transmembrane transporter activity
Source: RefSeq, a predicted model, not a curated record